Molecule: messenger RNA, 2506 nt
Organism: Carya illinoinensis
Lineage: Eukaryota; Viridiplantae; Streptophyta; Magnoliopsida; Fagales; Juglandaceae
Product: threonine--tRNA ligase, mitochondrial 1-like
Exons: 20
Coding region: 131-2293 (720 amino acids)
Biological process (GO): threonyl-tRNA aminoacylation
Cellular component (GO): cytoplasm; chloroplast; mitochondrion
Molecular function (GO): ATP binding; threonine-tRNA ligase activity
Source: RefSeq, a predicted model, not a curated record
UUAGCGUUUUGCUUGGUGCCAACGCCAUUCAAACACACAGAUCCACCACUCCUCCAACAGGAAUCUCUAGCCGCCUAAAACCCUCUCUAUAACAAUAGCACGAGAGUUAAAAACCCAACUCACUUCCCGUAUGCUAUGCACUAGGCUCAGGGCUGCCCUCUCCAUCCAAUUCCGCCGCUCCUCCUCCUCCACUCCUUCGCCUUUUCCUUACAUACACUCUCUCCCCCGCCAUUUCUCUUCGACGCCACUACCAAUCGCCUCCAUGGCAUCCAAUCACCCCAAAGACGAAGCGUACCUCCGUAAGGUCAUCCCCAAACGCAUCCAGCUCUUCCAGUCCAUCCAAUCCCGGCAACUCGCUCAGCGCGAGUCCCUCCCCGCCGAUCCCAUCAAGAUUGCGUUACCGGAUGGGACUGUGAAGGAGGGGAAGAAGUGGGUGACUUCGCCGAUGGAUGUGGCGAAAGAGAUCUCAAAGAGUCUGGCUGCGAACGCGUUGAUUUCGCAGGUGAAUGGGGUCCUCUGGGACAUGACGAGGCCCUUGGAGGACGACUGUGAGCUCAAGUUGUUCACUUUCGAUAGCGACGAAGGCCGCGACACAUUCUGGCAUUCCAGCGCGCACAUUCUCGGCGAGUCGGUCGAGCAGGAGUACGGUUGCAAGCUGUGCAUUGGACCCUGUACCACAAGAGGAGAGGGUUUCUAUUAUGAUGCAUUUUAUGGUGAUUUGGGCUUGAAUGAUGAUCACUUCAAGCAAAUUGAAUCAGCGGCAAUGAAGGCUGUUGCGGAUAAACAGCCUUUUGAGCGCAUUGAAGUAUCAAAAGAUGAGGCACUUCAGAUAUUUUCUGAAAAUCAUUUCAAGAUCGAAAUCAUAAAUGAUUUGCCUGCAGACAAGACAAUCACAGUGUACAGAUGUGGCCCCCUGGUUGAUUUGUGUCGUGGACCGCAUAUACCAAACACAUCCUUUGUCAAAGCAAUUGCUUGCUUGAAGGCUUCAUCAGCUUACUGGAGGGGGAAUAAAGAUCGUGAGAGUUUACAAAGAGUUUAUGGAAUUUCUUACCCUGAUAAAAAACGGCUUCAGGAAUAUAUCAAACAGCUGGAAGAAGCAAAGAAAUAUGACCAUAGACUAGUGGGUACAAAACAAGAGCUUUUCUUUUGUCAUCCACUCAGCCCGGGAAGUUGGUUCUUCCUUCCUCAUGGGGCUCGGAUAUACAACAAAUUAAUGGAUUUUAUUCGCAGUCAAUAUAGGGAGAGAGGAUACCAAGAGGUUCUGUCACCAAAUAUGUACAAUAUGCAACUUUGGGAAACAUCUGGUCAUGCUGCAAAUUACAAGGAGAAUAUGUUUGUAUUUGAGGUAGAAAAACAAGAGUUUGGACUGAAACCAAUGAAUUGCCCUGGGCACUGUUUAAUGUUUCAACAUAGAGUUCGCUCAUAUAGAGAACUUCCACUUCGACUGGCCGAUUUUGGGGUUUUGCACCGCAAUGAGGCCAGUGGCGCACUCACUGGAUUAACUCGUGUCCGGAGAUUUCAGCAGGAUGAUGCUCAUAUCUUCUGCCGGGAGUCCCAGAUAAAAGAAGAAGUACGGGGUGUCUUAGACUUCAUCAAACAUGUCUAUGAUGUUUUUGGGUUCACUUUUGACUUGAAGCUAUCCACGAGGCCUGAGAAGUACUUAGGAGACUUGGCUACAUGGGAGAGAGCAGAGGCUGCACUUGCAGAAGCAUUGGAUGAGUCUGGAAAGCCCUGGCAGAUAAAUGAAGGAGAUGGUGCAUUUUAUGGACCAAAGAUAGAUAUCAGUGUAUCUGAUGCAUUGAAUAGGAAAUUUCAAUGUGCAACAUUACAGUUGGAUUUCCAGCUUCCCGCUCGUUUUGAAUUGUAUUACUCAGCAGAGGAUGAAGCCAAGAGGGAGACCCCUGUUAUGAUACACAGAGCUGUUCUAGGAUCUGUUGAGCGUAUGUUUGCCAUACUCUUGGAGCACUACAAAGGAAAAUGGCCCUUCUGGCUUAGUCCACGUCAAGCUAUUGUUUGCCCAGUGUCGGAGAAAUCUCAGCCAUACGCGCUAAAGGUGCAAGAUCAGAUAUUUAGAGCUGGUUAUCAUGUCGAUGUUGAUACUACUGAUAGAAAGAUCCAGAAAAAGAUAAGAGAAGCUCAAUUGGCACAGUACAACUUUAUAUUGGUUGUUGGGGAGGAGGAAGCCAACACUGGACAGGUGAGUGUACGAGUCAGAGACAAGGCAGAUCAUUCAGUAAUGAGCAUUGAGAGCCUUCUGAAGCACUUUGAGGGAGAAAUUGCAGCAUUCCAUUAGAUUUUUGUUUUCAUAAAGUUAUUAACAGGUGCAUCUCAUUUCAUUUGUAUCAGAAUGUUAGCACGCUCUUGUACUUUGAUUUACUGUACCCUCAAUUCUUCUUUUGUGCUUUAUUCUCCCAAUUAAAGGUAUGCAGUUUUUUGUUUUCUUACUCUAUACAAAGUGAGAACCUUCGUGGGACUAUAGAAAAAGGAUGUGCACUUUCUACUGUCA